AUGGGAAAUAAAUUAUCAUCAAUAGUUGUUGUUGAUAAAGGAAAUGACUCUAGUUCGUGCCAACACAUUAAAAAAUAUCUAGAUUCCGAUGGAUGGUGUAAACAAUGUUCACUAAAAAAUAAUAAAUGGACAAGUGGAAAUUUUCAUGUUGAUAAAUUUAUCAUGAAAACUCAAAAGAAAUCUUGUAAAUGGACUGACAGUUUCUUGGAAUGGAUUCCGUUUGAAAACUUUCAAAAUUUAAAAAAAAUCGGCGACGGUCAUUUCUCCACCGUUUAUUGUGCUACUUGGAUGGAUGGCAAGAGAAUUAAAUCUACUAAUAAAUCAGUUUGUACACGUUCUGCUCCAAUCACGGUCGCUCUAAAAAGUAUCAAAAAUUCUGCAAAUAUUUCUGAAAAAUAUGUUCAAGAGUUGGAGAAUUAUUACAAGUGUACAUUGGUGAAAUCUAAAAAACAAAUUUGUGAAAAUAAUAAAAGACCAAAUCUCUUGGAAAGUACUCCAUCAAAAUUCAAGGAUUUGGCUUUACACUGCACAGAUCCAAAUCCAUAUGCAAGACCACCAGCUAGAUUAUUAUCAUAUAUAUUUAAUAAUUGGUGGCAAGUAGUCGAACAAUCUCAAGAUUAUGAAAUACGUCAUCAAUUCAACAGCUCAGAUAAAUUUACCAAAAAUAUGGAAGAUGUCAAAUUGGAUCAUGAUUUUAAUGCCAUUUAUACCAGCAGAUAUUUUAAUUUCAAUAAUGAUGAUGAUUAUUCUUCCAUUGAUAAAAAUAAUGAAAUGUUUCAGGCAGACAUCAAUAAUAAUUUAGAGUCAAAAUAUUUACUCGAUCUUAGUGUUUCACCUUAA
Molecule: messenger RNA, 840 nt
Organism: Entrophospora candida
Lineage: Eukaryota; Fungi; Glomeromycota; Glomeromycetes; Entrophosporales; Entrophosporaceae
Source: the annotation of a GenBank genome assembly